Mus caroli (Ryukyu mouse) is the source of this 3056-nucleotide messenger RNA. Lineage: Eukaryota; Metazoa; Chordata; Mammalia; Rodentia; Muridae. The record is from RefSeq and is a predicted model, not a curated record.
CUGCAGGGAGCUCUGCAGAAGCUGAUGCAAAAGGCAAAAAUAUGUGAUGAAUGGCAGGAUGACAUUCAACAGCAGAGAGCUGACUGGGAGAACCAAAUACAGAGCAAUGUAGAAAACCUUCAGAGACAGUUUAAUGGACUAAGAGAGUUCCUGGACUCCAAGGAGAACGAGGAGCUGCAGGAGCUGAAGAAAGAGAAGGAAGAGGUUAUAGAAAAGCUGGAAGAGUCUGAAAAUGAGCUAAGGGAGCAGACAGAGUUGGUGAGAGACCUCAUCUCAGAUGUGGAACAUCAGUUGGAGCUCUCAACCUUGGAAAUGCUGAAGGGUGCAAAUUGUGUCCUGAGAAGGAGUCAGUCCUUAAGCCUGCAACAGCCCCAAACUGUCCCCCAAAAGAGAAAAAGAACAUUCCAAGCCCCAGAUCUGAAAGGCAUGCUGCAAGUGUAUCAAGGACUCAUGGAUAUCCAGCAAUACUGGGUUCAUAUGACUCUAUUUGCAAAGGACCACACCGCCAUUGCCAUUAACAAAGAAAAAAGACAAAUACAGUAUAGAAGUUACAAAACAGUUCCAGUUUCUGAGAUCUACCAUUUGGGUGUCCUGGGAUAUCCAGCUCUUUCCUCAGGGAAGCAUUACUGGGAAGUAGACGUGUCUAGAAGUGAUGCCUGGCUCCUUGGAUUAAAUGAUGGAAAGUGUGCUCGUCCCCAACUUCAUUCAAAGGAAGAAACGGGCAUCAACAAAAAACUUCAUUCUCCGAUCAAACAAAAUGUAAUGUUUCAGCCUAAAUGUGGCUACUGGGUUAUAGGGAUGAAGAAUUCGUCUGUAUGCAAGGCCUUUGAUGAGUGUUCUAUCACCCACAAUUCCAGUAUCCUGGCCAUCUCUCUGCCUGGUCGUCCCAGUCGUGUCGGAGUUUUCCUGGAUCGGAAAGCUGGCACUCUCUCAUUUUAUGAUGUUUCUAACUGUGGAGCUCUCAUCUAUAGGUUCUAUGACCCUGCCUUCCCUGCUGAAGUCUAUCCAUAUUUUAAUCCUAUGGCAUGUUCAGAGCCAAUAACAGUAUGCACACCACCAUCCUAAACCCUCACCUAUACCUGUGCAGUGCCCCCAUGUCUCCACUGCAUCAUUCUAACUUAUUUUUUGUCUGGGGCCCUUUAUUUUAAUAACCUUCACUUCUAAUCCCAAACCACUGUGGAUUCAUUUCCUUGAUCCAGUUGCUUGUCUGCUCAAAAGAUGAUUACUGUCAUUUGUCAUUUCCCAUAUUCCAAAAAUAAAAAAUAAAAAUGGUUGUUUCCUCACAAAGUAAAAUAGAGCCUCUGCUAACACCAUCUCUGUAGAAACACAGUCAAAAGAAUGACUCAUGGUGAGCAAUGUCUUAGGAACCUCUAAGAGAAGCCCCAGAGAGAAAGAAAGAGGGCCUUUAACCUCAGGGACAUUUUGUUCCCUGGAUUGCUUUGGAUGUGAUUUUGUGCCUCUUGCAAAAAGAACAUCUGCAUUCAAUUUGUAAGAUCGGUUUACUCUAGUUGGAUGUCAGAACAUAGCUAUAGAACCAAUUCCUGUGCAAGGAUAUACUGAAUGCUGGCCUCAAUGUACAAAUUCUGAAUAUGGACUUGCACCUUGAUUUCAUGCUUUUCAAGAUAUCAUCUAUAACAUAGUACCAGAUACUUGUGUUUAUAUGGUCUGUCCUGAGACAGUUGUAGGAAAGGUUUGUUAAUAUGUUCUUACUGGUAUGUAUUUACAUGUUUUUCUGAUUUGGUUCUUCUGGACUCAUUAACCUUCCUGCUUUCUUUUGUACAUUCAUGUUUAAAAGCACAGUGAAACUGAAGAAAGGUUGUCUGCAGCAUCAGGCUGUAGUCACCCCAAUUCAUUAAGGUCUGCAAACCCCAAGUCUUACAGACAGAACUACCUAGGCCCACAACGGUAUGCACACCUUCUUUAUGGUGUUGCCAGAGAUAGAAGCCAGGGCUUCGUGAGUGCUUAUGAGUUGCUCUACCACUGAGUUACUUGCCUCAGCUCUGUCAGGUCUCCACAGCCACAUUCUUUCUGUCACUGACAAAAGAUGAGAGAAAGUUCUUUUCCAGCGUGGCUAGCAGUUUAGGAAAUUAUAUGUAGGAGUCUCUCUUUAAGGAAUAGGACUUAGCAGAAGGUCAGUUUAACCACAAUGCUUGUGUUCCAACAAAAAGUUAAGAAGGAGACAUCUCAAAUGAUAUCCACUAAGACCAUGUGUUUAGAAUAUCCAGGUUCUAAUGCUGUCUCUCCACAUAGCAUUACAACCCUGAAUAACAUCAUCUCAAGCCUGUGUUUGUUUGUUUGUUCUUUUCUUUCUUUCUUUGUUUAAUUUUACUUUUUUAUUUUUCAGUUUUGAUAAAAUAGCACACCUAUAUUACACAUCAUUUUAGGAAAAUAAAUUUGAAAUCUUUAGAAGGCUCUGAGAGUAAAAGCCCUUUCCUCUGUGAGUGAUGAACUGUGUUCAUUUACUUAGACCCUCUUGGCUGAAGGAAGCAGCCAGCUCCAAGAGAUGAUCAUCUUACUUCACAAAUAUGCUACAGAACAUCUAGGCUGAAAGUCAUACACAAAUGAGAGGAGACUAUAUUAUUUUUAGUAAGAAAAGAUCAAUAAGUAUAAUGUGUCCAGUGCACACUCUGUACAUGGGGGUUGUGCUAAUUACUGGGUAGAUGUGCUGUACUGAUGUUCUAUGUGACACUGUGUUACUGAGGAAACUAAGGUAUAGAUCUUCUCAUGUCUGGAUAUUAGAUCCUGGGAGCUGCCACCAAGACUAUUCUAAUGUGUUGUGGAUAUCUAUAUUUUUUUUCUUUUCACACUUACUUUUUGAAAGGAUAUUUGUUUAGCUGUAUUCAUUAUCAAGUAAGUUAAAAUCUAUGAUUUUCUAUUCACAAUAAAUGAUAAUAAUGACAAUGAUACCCAUAACUGAACCUUCUGUUAUGUUGUGAAAUGUAAACAAUAGAAUGUUUCUAGGAACUCAUAUUACUUCUAGCAGAUAAAAGGUAUCAGAUACUGUAUCUGUUAAGUUUUUUCUACCCUUUGUUGUGACCACAAUAAAGUAUCAUUGG